GCGCGGCCUUCAGUCUCUGCAGCGACCCACGCGUGAGCACACGUAAGACGCCCACUCGUGCUCGGACCGCCGACCGUACGCGAACUGUUGACGCUACCUACCACUAGUGACUCGGACGCCCUUUCUCUCGCGCGACCCGUGCCGACCCGUGCUCGCUGAACCGCCGACCCGGAGUACCCGCGACGACCGCAACUGCAGCGGCCGACUCACCAUCCGAAGGGUAAUGUCGUCGCUAACUUGAUAACAAUUACAUCAAAUACCUAAUAAGUGCGCGUAAGCAUCACAUCAAGCUAUGAAGGCACAAGGAGAACACGGUAUGACUGUGGCGCACGGCGGCGGCGGUGAGGACCACCGGCCGGAUAAGGACUCCGUGUACACGGUCAAGACCGGCUUCAGAAACGACGCCUACCAACAUGAGAGGGACCCGAGCGACGACAUCGUCAAGCCGCCGCCUCUCCCCACCGAAGACGACUCGUACGCCUCGGGGAAGGUGAAACUAUCGAGAAACGAGAAAUGGAGGAUAUUAAAAAACGUGGCAGCAGUCAGCGCCGCGUUCAUGGUCCAGUUUACCGCGUUCCAGGGGACGGCGAACUUGCAGUCCUCGAUCAACGCCGCGGACGGGCUCGGCACUGUCUCCCUUAGUUCAAUUUACGCAGCACUUGUCGUGUCCUGUAUAUUCGUGCCCACGUUCCUCAUCAAAAGGCUAACAGUCAAGUGGACCUUAUGCCUGUCUAUGAUGUGCUAUGCGCCGUACAUCGCCGCCCAGUUUUACCCGAAGUUCUACACGUUGGUACCGGCCGGCGUGAUCGUGGGCCUCGGAGCGGCGCCCAUGUGGACGUCCAAAGCCACGUAUUUGACACAAGCUGGAAGCGUUUACGCCAAGCUGACUGAUCAAGCUGUAGAUGGCAUAAUUGUGCGAUUCUUCGGGUUCUUCUUCCUCGCGUGGCAAACUGCCGAGCUGUGGGGAAACCUCAUCUCCAGUCUGGUGUUCUCCUCUGGAGUACACAGCGGGAACACGUCCAAAGAGAACAGUAGCAGCGCAGUGUUGGCGUGCGGCGCCAACUUCUGCGUGAUCGGUGGCGGUCACCAUGACAACCGCAACCUGCACCGGCCGCCGGACAGCGAGAUAUACGAGAUCAGUGCCAUAUACCUCGCCUGCGUCGUCGUCGCCGUGUUGAUGGUUGCUCUACUAGUUGACCCGCUUUCAAGGUACGGUGAAAAGCAGAGGACCUCUGAGGCGAACAAGUUAUCCGGAAUCCAGCUUCUGUCAGCCACGGCUUACCAGCUGAAGAAACCGAACCAACAACUGCUCAUCCCGAUCACGCUGUGGAUUGGAAUGGAGCAAGCUUUUAUUGGCGCUGAUUAUACACAAGCCUACGUCUCGUGCGCUCUCGGCAUCCGUUCCAUAGGCUACGUGAUGAUCUGCUUCGGAGUAGUGAACGCGGUGUGCUCGCUCCUCUUCGGCUCAGCUAUGAAGUACAUCGGACGGUUCCCGAUACUUGUGAUGGGGGCCGCCUUGCAUCUCGGCCUCAUUGUUUGGCUCCUCAUUUGGAGACCGAAUCCAGAAUCGCCCUCCGUCUUCUUCGUAAUAUCUGGUCUGUGGGGAGUCGGGGAUGCGGUUUGGCAGACUCAAGUCAACGGAUUGUACGGCGUGCUGUUUAGACGAAACAAGGAAGCCGCGUUCUCCAACUACAGACUGUGGGAAAGCGCUGGCUUUGUUGUAGCCUACGCCUACUCUACCCACCUGUGUGCCAGGAUGAAGCUAUACGUGCUCAUGGUGGCACUGCUAGUCGGGGUGGCAGGAUACAUCAUCGUGGAGAUAUUGCACAAGAGAAAGGCGCUUCGUCUAAAGGCAAUAGCCGAGAACCCCGUUGAAGCAGCCGAAGCCGCCAAGCAGCCUCAAGAGGAGGAUGACGAGAAGGACGACAUUGACGAUGAUUUGAUAAUCACGCACCUGUAAGCCCCAGGCGGACCACGGUUAAGCGCUUUAAAGCGCCAGAACAUUUGCCAUACCCAUUUUAUAGGUACAAAACGAGCUAUCUCGAAUUUAAUCUAUUUAUAUGUAUCUCUUAGUUAUUAGGCUUCAUAUUAAGGAGCGUGUAGUGUAAUUGAUCGACGAUUUUUAUAGAUCUACGACAAUCGUAUUUUUCAAUUCGAGGAUAAUAUAUCUAAUGGACCGCCACCGAUCUUCGGCUCGGCGUUUUAAAUAUUGCAUGUUUUUUGGCAUACCACCGUCGACUGAAUGAGAUAAUGUUCUGAACUUAUAUUAUGUUAUGUUCUAAGAGCAUUUAUUAGGUCGUGGAACAUCAGAUUGUUGAUAUUUCAUACUUAUAAUUAUAGAACUUUUCCUUCCUUUAACUAAAAAUGAAACAAAAGGUGAAACCAUUUUCUUGUUCCCUUGUAACAACUAACAAUUACAAUUAGUAUAGGGUCUUGAAGACAUGUUAUAAAACCCAUCAUUACAAUAUUAUAAUCGUAUACAUAUAAUGUACUACCCCUUUUUUGUUAGUAAAUUAUUUUGUUUAUUAUAAUUGCAUCGCGUUUGUAUAGAUUGGAUAUAAAUUACGUAAUUUCAAGUACGAUGUAACGGUAUUCUUAGCUCUGUAAUAAAUAGUUCCGUUAUUUUUGUCUCUCGAGAUUUAAUCACGGGCUGGCAUUUUUUGUUGAUACUACAAAAAGUCACAGACGAUUGACUGGUUAGCUAAUUGCACGAUUUGCUGAGCGUUUUAUUUAGAGUCAUUAUUCUAUUAGCAUUAGAAAAAAAAUAAUUGAAAUAUACUCAAAGUAAGCAUGCCCGGUGACAGGUCAUCCUUUACAAAUUUAUGCUUUGUGGUUUUAACGUACAAAUAUACCUAGCUGUAGCUACCUAUUACUAAUUCUAUAGCGAUGACGAUAGGCCAGCCUUACACAGGCAGCUCGAGCAGUUAGCCAGUGAUCAACAUAAAUGAACUGCUCUUGCAGUCAGAGUCAACAGUUUGAAACUGCUCGAAGUAGUUACAACUGCUCGAGCGGCUCGCGUAUGUCCGUAGGUAGAAGUCUGCUACAGUCGCAGCUUGAAGCAAUCGAUCCUGACUACUUCAAGCUAUUUGUAUAUGCACCGCCGUAUAAUGCAAUUGAACGCGCUCUCAUGCCACGGUACCAAAUAAUAAAUACCAUGCAUGCCAAGACUAGUCCAAGAUUCAACGUAGAAACGACUUCCUCAUCUGUUGAAAACCAUUUUAUAUCUAAUUUAAUCAAUAUUUUCUUUGGUCUUCCGUUUUUCUUAUACUAGACACAUAUAUAGAACAGUUGGAUGAAGAUCGUUUCUAAUUCAUAUCCUCUACUAUUAGUGUUUGGACUUAAAAUCAAUUAAGUUAUGCUAUAAAGCAUAUGUGCUUUAUAGCAUAACGUAACCACGUUAUCAACUAAGAUGUCUGGCCAUCAAUAAGUUCUCUAUGUCUAUCUAUUAUUAUUUGUGGCCCCAUGACUGAUGAUUAAUUGCCUGACGACUAUGUCAUGCAGGAUUCAACGAAGCUCGAGAGGUAACAAAAGGCAUCCCUAUGUACCUUUAGAAUAUUUGACAUAAAUAAUACUAUGUCUGCACCGACCAUUGCAGUACUUCUUGUAUCUGCCUUUUUAGGGUUCCGUAGUCAACAAGGUACUCCUAUUAUAGUUUGUCCAUGUCCGUCUGUCUUUCCACUGUGUAGGUCAGAUACUAUUACUACAAGAAAGCUUGUAAUUAAGCGUAUAUUCAUAAAAUGUCAAGAAAGUCUUAAAAUAAAAUCUUGAAAAUAUUUUUUAGCCUACUUGUAAAGAGGGGAUCAUUUUUUUACACGUAUAAGUCAUAGUGUGGGGACUCCGUCGACCUUCGUAAUGAGGGUGCUAAUUUAAUCUACGGAAUUCGACACUCCGCGUGGCCCGACAUGCACUUCGCCGGUUUUUAUUAUUUUACUGUCUGUGACAAAAUAAUGUUUAAUGAAUAUAUUAAAUACUAGGCUCAAAGCAAUCAUAUUGUCUGUUAUUUCAAAUUAGGGUAUGGGUUACAUUCCGCAGUAUAAUUACAGUGUGGAGUCUGUGCUCUUUUAUUGUUCUAGAAGAAAGUUCAAAUUCAAACAAAAAUCAAUUACCUUACAUUGUUCAAAGCAUAUACCGAUCGCAUUAGAAUCAAUUCUCCAAUUUACGAUCGAAAUUAAUUUGUUUUAUUGUGAUUUUAUCGAUAAGCGAAUUGUUUAGGGAAUAGUAUCAAAUAUUUAUUUAUUUUCUCUUUUUUAUAUAAUAUACAAUUAGCAUAAUGUUGAAAAUUAAACUACAGAAUAAAGUUAUGAUAACAUAUAAAGUGUGCGUACAAAAAUUUGAAAUUACCUACCUACAUAGAAGAUGUCGUGUUUAUAAAAAUAUAUUAUUAACUUUAUAUUAUAGUUAUAAUAAAUGUGAAUUUGUUAACAGUAAGCGUAUUUUUGUGGUAUUAUUGAGGCAGCAGAUUCACCAUAAGGCACUUAGAUCAAAUAAAUUAAUUUUAUAAUUAAGGCUAUAAAUAUUUAGAUAAGUUAGAUAAAAUAUUUCAGUAAACUACAAUUACUUACUAGCUAACAUGGAUAUUGUUAACUGACCAAUGCCCCGACUUCCCCCGCGUGGAUUGUUAGAGAAACCGUAUGAAAAUUAUUGGCCCAGAUCUAGAUCUUCAUAAAAUAUCGUAUAACUAUGAAACGUCCCAGAGACAAACAAUGUAAUAAGAAAGGCCUCAGUUUUGAUACUAAAUAUACAAUUUCUAUUUUUCUAAAAAAAAAUUAUUUGUGAAUUUAUGAUUUUUUUUAUUUAUAAUAGUUAUUACUGUUGAUUUAAAGGGAAUUUUUUGUUGCAUAAAAAUGUUUUACAAUGAGGUAGUAAUUACGUAAUGCACUUGUAUUGUAAUCAUGUCAGAUUUCUGUGUGUGUGUGUCGACAAUUAGUCGUCAUAACAUAGAAUAUUAUCUUCAAGAAUGCCAGCAUUAAAUAUUUUUACAACUGCUGUGAAUACGUAAUGAAAAAAUAUAUUUGCAAUUACGAGUGCGUUAAGCUUGACUACUUUUUAUUUUUUGAUUUAUUAAAAUUAUAAGAAAUCAUCUUUAGUUUCAUAAAAAUGUAUGAUCUGUUAAUUAAUAUUUAUCUAUAAUAAUUAUGAAUGUCGAAAAUAUUUAGUUUAAAUAAAUUAAAAUGAUAAAAAUAUAUAACCACGUGUAAUUUUGUUUCCAUAUUAUAUUGAAGGGAAGAAAUCAUUUUAUGAUAAUAUAUUAAUCUUUACAUUGGGUAGAUAUACAAUUCUCAAGUAUACGAGUACACUUGAUUAAUGCCACCCAGAUUAAAUUCAGAAUAAAAGGUAUAUUUUUUACCAGCUGAGCCGACAUCAUAAUUUUUUAAUCGGUUGUUUAGAUGAUGUUUUUGUAUCUCAAAUUUAAUUUGUUUAAUCAAAAUAUCAAGGCCUAUCUACUUUUGAAAUUGCAAGCUUUAAAGUUUUCCUACAAGUCCAGAUAAAACAAAGUGUAUUGUAUUUUUAUAUGAUUAUAUGUUGCUAGGGUAAAUGUACCACGUGAUAACAUGAUAGCUGUAAAACGUAAGCGUAUUAUAUUAUUAUUAUGUUACAAUUAUUGUAAAUUUGAUUUUCAAUUGUACUUCUUAAGUUAUUCUAAGGAUAUUAUAUCAAUUAAUUAAUAUACAGACAUUGUUUUUUCUAAUAUCAUUUAUUAAUUUUAUUCUAAGUAGGUAAGUAUAAUAUAUUAUAAAAAUACGAAUUUGUGAUGAAAAUAAACAUUAAGUUGUUUUA
Molecule: messenger RNA, 5778 nt
Organism: Bicyclus anynana (squinting bush brown)
Lineage: Eukaryota; Metazoa; Arthropoda; Insecta; Lepidoptera; Nymphalidae
Product: UNC93-like protein
Exons: 9
Coding region: 293-1960 (555 amino acids)
Biological process (GO): regulation of muscle contraction; regulation of potassium ion transport
Cellular component (GO): plasma membrane; striated muscle dense body
Molecular function (GO): potassium channel regulator activity
Source: RefSeq, a predicted model, not a curated record